This is a messenger RNA of Pipistrellus nathusii (Nathusius's pipistrelle), 789 nucleotides long. The record is from the annotation of a GenBank genome assembly. Lineage: Eukaryota; Metazoa; Chordata; Mammalia; Chiroptera; Vespertilionidae.
AUGGAGCACGUAGAGCGCUGUGCGUGGUUCCUCCGGGGGACGCUGGUGCGGGUGGCCGUGCGGCGCUACCUGCCCUGGGCGCUGGCGGCCUCCAUGCUGGCGGGCUCCCUUCUCAAGGAGCUCUCCCCGCUGCCCGAGAGCUACCUCAGCAACAAGCGCAACGUCCUCAACGUGUAUUUUGUCAAAGUGGCCUGGGGCUGGACCGUCUGUCUCCUCCUGCCUUUCAUUGCCCUCACCAACUAUCACCUGACAGGCAAGGCUGGCCUGGUCCUGCGGCGGUUGAGCACCCUGCUUGUGGGCACGGCCAUCUGGUACGUCUGCACAGUCAUCUUCACCAGCGUUGAACACUACACGGGCAGCUGCUACCAGUCCCCCGCCCUGGAAGGGAUCAGAAAGGAGCCCCAGAAUAAGCAGCAGUGCCACCGGGAAGGGGGCUUUUGGUAUGGCUUUGACAUCUCAGGCCACUCCUUCUUGCUAACCUUCUGUGCCCUCAUGAUUGUGGAGGAGAUGGCUGUGCUGCACGAGGUGAAGACGGACCGAAACCACUGCCUCCACACCGCCAUCACCACCCUGGUCGUCGCCCUGGGCUUCCUGACCUUCAUUUGGGUGUGGAUGUUCCUGUGCACUGCCGUUUAUUUCCACAACCUGUCCCAGAAAGUGUUUGGCACCCUGUUCGGUUUGCUGGGCUGGUAUGGCACCUACGGGUGUUGGUAUCUGAAAUCUUUUUCCCCAGGACUUCCUCCCCAGACCUCUAGUUUGAAUUUGAAGCAAGACAGUCAUAAGAAAUAA